Molecule: messenger RNA, 1968 nt
Organism: Talaromyces proteolyticus
Lineage: Eukaryota; Fungi; Ascomycota; Eurotiomycetes; Eurotiales; Trichocomaceae
Product: mitochondrial division protein 1
Exons: 5
Coding region: 1-1968 (655 amino acids)
Molecular function (GO): protein binding
Source: RefSeq, a predicted model, not a curated record
AUGGAGGAAUACGGCUACGAUGGCUCGCAUCCCGAACGAUGGGACGCGGCAUCUCAGGACGACUCGCUCCUGGGUACUGGCUUGACGACACGCCAUAUUGAAGCGUUCGGUCGCAAAGUCACGUCUACGGCGAACCACCUCAUGGGCCCGACUACGACUGACACCCACUUCCAAACAGCCCUGACUGAAAUCCACCGCGAACUGCGGCGGCCCACGGCUCAACGACGACUGUUCGCACUCGCCCAGACAUCGCCCACCGAUCUGGUGCGUUCCAAGCUAUCUACCGCUGAGAUUCAGUCGCGAGCACUUUCCUCCCUUCCCGACGACCUCCUUGCAAACAUCCCCGAAGACAAGAGCACCUAUUCUCUCUUCCAAGGGUUCCAAGCCACUCUCCCCGAGUCCGAACCCGAGGAGAAAUCUCACCAUCGACGCAGCUCGAAACAUCAAAAGACUAUUACUGGUUCUGAGCCAACCAAAUCUCUCCCGCCGACGAAGAAUGGGCUGCAGACGGAGCGGAACCGGCUGAAUCGGCGUUUGGAGAUGAUGGGCGUUCGCAAGAAUAUGUGCAGUGCAGAGAUCCAUGAGAUUGAUAGUAAGAUUGCGAAUCUGAAUAAUAUGCGGAAGAUUGUCUUGGAUCGGCUGGCCGGCUUAGAGCUGGACGAGGGGGAAUUGGAGAACAAGAUCGUCGAGCUGGAUAAUAAAAUAGAGGAUAUGGAGGAUGAGCAGGAGGAAAUGGUUACGGCGCAAGCGACACCAAAGUCCGAGGCGAACGAGCCUGCUGAGGACCCUGCCCUCGACGCUUCGUUCAUGUCGGAGUCUAUCUACCAGAAGCUACCAUCACCACCGCGGGGCCGGAGAGUCAGAUCUAUAAAGAAAAAGUCAAUGCCAAUUCUCCACGAACACUUUGAACCCGGCACUAGCAUCAAGGAAAUCCCAGCUCAUAAUGACAUAAUAACGGCACUUGACUUUGACUAUCCAUUUGGAACAAUGGUCAGUGCAGCUUUAGACGACACUGUUCGCGUGUGGGAUCUUCAUGAAGGAAGGUGUAUUGGGUUUUUAGAGGGUCAUCACGCGUCAGUCAGAUGUCUACAGGUAGAGGACAAUUUUGUUGCAACAGGCUCCAUGGAUGCCUCCAUUCGUAUCUGGGAUCUCAGCCGUGCUCAACAUGUACAACACACAAACAGUAUUGACAAACCAACCAGCAGCGAGGAAACAGAAGCAGGAGACGAAAUUAUUCACCAAGAAACAGUGUCAUCGCAAUCUUCCAACAUGGAAGACUGCGAACUAUUUUCACUGGAGGCUCAUGUUGAUGAGGUCACUGCUCUACAUUUCCGCGGCAACACUCUCAUCUCUGGCUCCUCGGAUAAAACACUGCGACAAUGGGAUUUGGUCAAGGGACGGUGUGUACAGACGUUGGAUGUUCUCUGGGCUGCUGCGCAGGCGUCAACGUCAAUAUCGACUAGCUCGAAUUCUCAGUGGCGACCAACAGGACGCCUACCAGAUGCAUCGGCCGAUUUUGUGGGUGCUCUCCAGUGUUUCGAUGCCGCUCUGGCAUGCGGCACGGCGGAUGGUAUUAUUCGAUUAUGGGACCUUCGUAGCGGUCAAGUACAUCGAAGUCUUGUCGGCCACACCGGCCCGAUUACGUGCCUACAAUUUGACGACGUUCACAUGGUGACUGGCAGCUUGGACCGAAGCAUACGGAUAUGGGAUCUCCGUACCGGAUCAAUCCAUGACGCGUUUGCGUACGACCACCCCAUCACAAGCAUGAUGUUUGACUCUCGACGCAUCGUCUGCGCGGCGGGCGAGAGCGUUGCCAAGGUGUACGAUAAGACCGAUGGCCACCACUGGGACUGCGGUGCAGGGGCUGUAGAAGGCAGCACAUCGUCGAUUGUCGAGCGUGUCCGCGUCAAGGACGGAUACCUCACAGAAGGCCGCAAAGACGGCAUCAUUGGAGUUUGGGCCUGCUAG